This is a messenger RNA of Punica granatum (pomegranate), 1466 nucleotides long. The record is from RefSeq and is a predicted model, not a curated record. Lineage: Eukaryota; Viridiplantae; Streptophyta; Magnoliopsida; Myrtales; Lythraceae.
AACCGGCCGGUUUAAGCGUAUACUAGCCGUCUGGAAUCUGCUUCCCCCAGCUCCCCUUCCCAUUGACACUGGGUCGAAAUCAAGCAGGGGAAGGAAGAAGGAGCUCAGGACAGAAGCAAAGCGAAUUUCCCCAAGAAAGGAAGUUCGCGUGACAGAGCCGACUAGCCCCAGAGAGACAUCUUGAUAGAUCUACACAGACCAGAAUCCCCAAAAUCAGAUUUUGAUUAUCUUUCAUGUGACCCCAGAUUCUUUAGGGUUUCGAUCACUGCUGCUCCCCCGUCAUCGCAAUCCUAUCUUUAUUGUUUUCUUGAUUUGGUGGAGCUCCCGCCUUGCUUUUCCCCAUGGAUUCUUCGGGUUCUUCCCACCUCGACAUCUUCGAUACCUACAGCCGAUUCUGUGCCAUCAGGUAUGGGAAUGCUUCUGUUUCUAUGGGAAGCGUUCAUGGACAGGACGAUGACUCGCAAGGGGCUAAGUUCUGUCGGCAAGCUUUGGCUGAGCUCUUGAAAGAUAUUCAUUCAAGACCGGUGAUGCGGAACUCAAUUUUUGAUGAACUACUUAAGCUCAUGUCACGGCUUAACUUAACGGUGGACUUUUCUGAAUUCUCACGUUUCUAUGAUUUUGUGUUCUUCAUUUGCCGUGAAAAUGGCCAAAAGAAUAUAACUGUCAACAAAGCUGUUGCUGCCUGGAAACUCGUUUUGGCUGGGAGAUUUCGGCUUCUCAACCAAUGGUGUGAUUUUGUCGAGAGGAAUCAGCGGUACAACAUCUCAGAGGACACUUGGCAGCAAGUUCUAGCAUUUAGCCGCUGUGUGCGUGAAACUCUUGAAGGCUACGAUCCUGAAGGUGCAUGGCCUGUUUUGAUAGAUGAUUUUGUAGAGCAUAUGUACAGGAUCUUGGGGUCGAGACGCAAUUCUAACUUAUAUUGUACAUGUGACGAUUCAGAAUCCCAUGAAGAUUCUCUUCCUGGAUUGAAGAGCUUACCUGGUCUAAAGAGGAGGCUAACUGAUGCGCUCAAAAUAGAGGACGAUGAACCCCCAAAUGCUUGCAAUCUCGGCUCAUUGGGCUCAGAUCCCUUCCUAAAUUCGAAGAGGCAACGUCUCAGGGCCCAUGGGUUUCCUUUGAACCCUGACGAGAGCAUUUAUGAUGAUUGCAUGGAAAGUGUUAGGCACAGUAACAGUCCAAUCAGUUCAUCAAAGUCUCCAUGUUCGGUUGAGCGCCGUCUCUCGCAGGGAUUUGCAGAGAGGAGAGGAGAGCUUUUUGGCUGUGCCAGUUAUUUGAUACAUCAGAAAUGCUUCGAGCUGGGGCAAUUUGAUAUAAAACUUACCCCCAAUCAAGUUGUUGAUUUUUUGCUUUACAGUAUGCCUUGUGGUGUGGUGGGUGGAAGGAAUCUCAAUAAACGAGUCUUUAAGUUAAGCCUAUAAUGAAAUCAAAUAUAAUUGGCGGAGUGUUUCUCCUUUUGCCUACCUUCA